Molecule: messenger RNA, 960 nt
Organism: Trichoplusia ni (cabbage looper)
Lineage: Eukaryota; Metazoa; Arthropoda; Insecta; Lepidoptera; Noctuidae
Exons: 5
Coding region: 46-801 (251 amino acids)
Source: RefSeq, a predicted model, not a curated record
UUCAGAUUACUGCUGAAAUCACAGCUAAUAAGUCGUGUCGUCAAUAUGGAUAAGAAAUAUACAGCUUUGUUGUUAGCUUUCUUGGUGGUGGCGGCAGAAGCUAACUCUAUCAAUGUUAAGUCUGUUCCAACAUCGCGUUUGUUGGAGCAAAGCAAAAAUUGGGGUGACCUUGGUCAAUCAGCCACGGUCAACGAAUAUGUGGACAAUACUAUUGAAAUGAUUGUGCCCUUCAUCCAGAAGCAUGGUUUGGACCCCAUGGAUCUGCCUGAUGUCGUCGAAGGUUUCGAAGUUAGGCCCCUGUUGAUCACAUACAGCGCUUGGCUGAAGAUCCACGAUGGUUACAUGACUGGUCUGGUGAACGUCUCUCGCUCCGGUAACCAGGAUGUCCACUACUUCGCUAAGAUGCUGCGUGUGCGUGUGCAGCUGCAGUUCACUAACCUUCAGUUCAUUUACAAGUACUUGGUGAAAGUCAUGAAUUUGGGACCCACCGGUGGUAUCAUUGCCUCGCUCAACCGUUUCGUGGUCAUCGUUGAUCUGCUGCUAGACUUCAACAACGACGAAAUCCAACUGCAGCAGUUCAGGCUUACCGACAUUGGCCGUCUCCGCGUCCGCUUCACCGGCAACAUCCUCACCGACUGGCUGGUCAACCCUGUACUCAACGUGUUCGUCAGGAUCUUCGAUAACAUCAUCAUUAAGAUCGUGGAAAUCAACAUCCGUUCCGCUGUUCAAGAAGAAAUUGACAACAUCAACAGAAGUGUCAAAGAAGUUAUCAGGAACAUUGAAGCAAUGAACAACAAAUAAAAUGAAACAACUUUUAAUUAUUAUUAUUAUAUGAAAAUGGCUUAGAGAAAAAGAAAAUGAUUCUUCAUAGGCUGUAUACAUAUAUGCAUAUACGUAUUGUUAUCAACAAAUAAUUGGAACUUGUAAUAAUAAUAAAAUCCAGGCUAAUUGAAAAUGAAA